Eucalyptus grandis is the source of this 811-nucleotide messenger RNA. RefSeq lists its product as uncharacterized. Lineage: Eukaryota; Viridiplantae; Streptophyta; Magnoliopsida; Myrtales; Myrtaceae. The transcript has 2 exons. Bases 58 to 621 code for a protein of 187 amino acids. The record is from RefSeq and is a predicted model, not a curated record.
UUGAGUCUUUGAGAGUCAAGAGAGAGUCCAAAAGAACCUGAGGUGAAAAAGAUAACGAUGAACAAGAUCAAGAAGGAUAUUGAAGAUGGAAUAAAGCUGAUAUGCAAGAAGGUCAACCUACAAGAUCUGAAACCUGGCGAUCACAUUUACGCUUAUAAGCAAUACGGCUUUUAUAGUCACCAUGGAAUAUAUGUGGGAGGCGGUUAUGUGAUUCACUUCAAAAGCCCAGCAAACAAGGUGGCCAUCCUCUCACUUUCCAGAGUUGAACCAAGAACCGCAACCACCUGUCCGGAAUGUGGGUACCGGGAAAACACUGGCCGUGGGGUCAUUAAAACGUGCCUUGAUUGCUUCCGUCGAGACGGCAACACUCUUCAGUCCAUUCAUUACUUCAUGUAUGGCGUACCCCUAUUAAGCUUUCUCCUGAAGAAAAGGGGAAGUUGCAGCACCAUUACUUGUACCAGAUCCCCAGAAAAAGUUGUUGAAGCUGCUUAUGAGCUUCUCAGGAGCGAUGGAUUUGGUCAGUAUGAUCUUACUAGUAAUAACUGUGAACAUUUUGCGACUUACUGUCAGACGGGCGUACGUGCCAGCAUGCAGACAACACUUGUGCCGCUUGUUGGAUGAAGUACAGAGAGCUGAAGAACCAACCGCCCAUGAAGUUCGGAAAGUAGUCUUAUUUCCUCUUGCAAUUUCUGCUUAAUCUGAGAAUGCUCGCAUUUGGCAGAUUUGUACAAAUUUGAGAUGCUCCGUCCAUGUCAAAAGUAGAGGAAUGUGGAUUUUGGUUCAUAUCUUCAAGUAGAAGCACAAUGCAAUA